This is a messenger RNA of Lithohypha guttulata, 1512 nucleotides long. RefSeq lists its product as uncharacterized. Bases 1 to 1512 code for a protein of 503 amino acids. Gene Ontology annotation, biological process: proteolysis. Gene Ontology annotation, molecular function: serine-type endopeptidase activity. NCBI's taxonomy places the organism in Eukaryota, Fungi, Ascomycota, Eurotiomycetes, Chaetothyriales, Trichomeriaceae. The record is from RefSeq and is a predicted model, not a curated record. The transcript has 3 exons. Gene Ontology annotation, cellular component: membrane.
AUGGCUGCUCAAGACUACUACCAACCUUCGACGCACCAGUACCAACCCUAUACCUCUCAGCCAUCUGUACCGUAUCCUCAAUCUCAGUAUGGCCAAGCACCAUCGUACCAUCACAACGAGCCUCUGGACCACAGACCAACACCACCACCACCAGCUGACCUCCAUCCUUCGAGCAUGUACACCGACGACAUUCCCUUGAAGAACCAGAACCGCGUUCAGACAAACCAAACAGAGUGGCCCGCAGCCCAACACACAGCAUAUCCUCCCUCUCCCGAAUCGCAGCAUCCUGAUCCUGCCCUAUUACCAUCCUCUGACAAAAAGAGACGGCGGAAACAGAAGAAGAAGGGUGGAUUCUUCUCUGGCAAGGUGCCAUGGUUUGUCUAUUUCGUUUCUCUUGUACAGAUCACAGUCUUCAUAGCAGAAAUAAUAAAGAAUUCAACAAUGACAGGCUCACCGAUAAUGAUAAAGCCCUCAUUCAACCCUAUGAUAGGACCCUCUACCUACGUGUUGAUCAACAUGGGCGCACGAUUUGUGCCUUGCAUGAGAACUACAUACCAAGAAAACAGCAACCUACGUUAUCCUGAAAGUCCAUGGCCAUGUCCAAAUACUACAAGUACUGCCACCACCGACCCGAACAACAAAUGUACCCUGGGAGAGCUUUGUGGCAUGGGUGGCUUCGAUUACAACCACCCCAACCAGUGGUAUCGCUUCAUAACGCCCAUCUUCCUGCACGCUGGCAUCAUACACAUUGGUUUCAACAUGUUGUUACAGCUGACAUUAGGAAGAGACAUGGAGAAAGCAAUCGGAACCGUGCGAUUCAUGAUCGUCUACCUGAGCAGCGGCAUUUUUGGAUUCGUCCUAGGAGGUAACUUCGCAGCACCAGCCAUCGCCUCAACAGGUGCUUCAGGCUGCCUCUUCGGCAUCCUUGCCCUCGUCCUCCUAGACAUCUUCUACACCUGGAAUGAGCGACCAUCCCCUGGAAAAGACCUCCUCUGGCUCCUCUUCGACAUCGUCAUCUCCUUCGCUCUCGGCCUCCUCCCCGGUCUCGACAACUUCAGCCACAUCGGCGGCUUCCUCAUGGGGCUCGUUCUUGGAAUCUGCAUCCUCCAUUCCCCAAGCACUCUACGCAAACGCAUCGAAACUCGCGGCCACAAACCAUCAUAUUCUCAAAUCGGCUCGGAAACCAACAUCCCAACAACACUAGCCAGCGGCGCCAUCCCUCCAACCGACGGAAAAGACACCACCACCACAACAACCACAACGACAAUAACCCGCCCCGCCUCCCUAACCCGCUUCACUAAACAACCCGUCAGCUUCUUCAAAAACCGCAAACCCGCCUGGUGGGCAUGGUGGCUUAUUAGGGCGGGCUGCCUGAUUGGCGUACUCAUUGGGUUUAUCGUGCUACUUACGAAUUUCUACAAGUACCGCGAUCAGUGUUCGUGGUUUGGGGAACAUGACUUGGCAGACGACAGAGGGGACGGGGAGUGGGAGUGUGAGGAGGAAGAUGGUUAG